Messenger RNA from Dracunculus medinensis (Guinea worm), 1980 nucleotides. The record is from the annotation of a GenBank genome assembly. NCBI's taxonomy places the organism in Eukaryota, Metazoa, Nematoda, Chromadorea, Rhabditida, Dracunculidae.
UUUUUUGAAAUUCAGGAUACAUUAAUUGUUUGGUCAGAAUCGGACACUUGUGAUUUAGCAAUUUCAUUUCAAGAUAGGAAUGGCUGUGAGGAAAUAUGGGAAAAAAUUUGUCAAGUGCAAGGACGUGAUCCUGAUCAGCAUCCGGAAACAGAUGAAAAUAAUGCAACAGACACAUUUAAUCAAACUGCGGCAACUACCACAAUAACCUUACCACCAUGUGAUUUAUCGCACUUGAAGGAAUUGGAAAGUAUUUUAACUGGUAGUUUACCUACUGCUCCCAUUCGGGAAAAAUUGGCAACCGACCUCGAAAAUCAAGGAUAUAUACCAAAGCUUUGUGAGCUUUUUCAUAUCUGUGAAGAUCUUGGAAACAGCGAUGGUUUGAAAUCAUUAUUUUCUAUUGCAAGAAGUCUUUUCAUGCUUAAUCGAAAUUCACUAAUUGAAAUAAUUCUUAGUGAAGAAUAUUUUAGGGAUAUUGUUGGAAUGCUGGAAUAUGAUCCUUUUCGAAAUGGUUUUCGUAAACACCGUGAAUUUCUUUUUGAAAAGGCAAGAUUUCGUGAAGUAUUACCAAUUCAUAGUGAUGAAUUAAAGAAGAAAAUUCAUCAGACAUAUCGAGUACAAUAUAUUCAGGAUAUUUGUUUACCAGUUCCAUCAUUAUUUGAAGAAAAUCUUCUAUCUGUGCUUACUAGUUAUGUUUUCUUUCAUCGAGUUGAAAUUGUACAUAUGCUUUUGGAAGAUAAGCCAGUGAUGAAAGAGCUCUUUGAUCAGUUAAAGGAUAGUAGCAUCAGUGUUCAACGAAGAAAAGAUUUAACAGUAUUCUUAAAAGAAUUUUUAACCUUUUCUGCAUCUUUGCAACCAAAUGGUCCUCGUGGGCGUGAAGCAUUUUAUAAGGUUAAUUGCUUUAAUUAUGAUGUAUUGGCAACAAUAGAACCUGGAAUUACGUCGAAGAGUUCAUACAUUCGAGCAACAACAGUUGAUAUGUUUGCUAUGAUAAUUGAAUUCAAUCCACAAGCAGUUCGAGAGUAUAUUUUGGCCGAAGGAAAAAAUCUCAGUGAAGCAAAAAAUAAUCAAUUAUUAAUGAAUAAGUUGAUCGAACUUAUGUUGCGUGAUCGUGACCCUGAACUGAAUUCGGCAUUUGCUAUGGCUCAGAUUAUGCGUACACUCCUUGACCCCGAUACUAUGAUAACAGUACCGAAUUCCAAGUCUGAGCGCCACGAGUUUCUUACGUUUUUUUAUCGACGAUCAAUGGAUACGUUAUGUCAGGAAAUAUGUUUUAAUACUGAAGAUAGAAAUCCGAAGAAGGAUGAUUAUUAUCUGGCCAACAAGCAGACAUUAGUUAUCGAUUUGCUUUGUUUUUGUUUUGAACAUCAUGCUGUCCAUAUGCGUAAUUAUUGUAUCAACAACAAAUUGCUUAAUAAAAUACUAAUUCUGCUGCGCAGCAAGCAUCAUUUUCUAUCACUCACUGCAUUGCGGUUGUUUCGGCGAGUUGUUCAACUUAAGGAUGAAUUCUAUUUCCGUUAUAUUGUGCGUGACGAUGUCAUGAGUUCAGUUAUUACUUGUUUCAUUGAAAAUGGGAAUCGUUAUAAUUUACUGAAUUCAGCAAUUAUCGAACUGUUUGAAUACAUAAGAGUGGAAGGCCUAAAACUUUUAAUUAUUUAUAUUGGCGAGAAAUAUCUCAAUGAUUUUGAAGAAGUGACAUAUGUGAAAACGUUCACUUUAAAAGAUGGUGAAAGUCGAAAACUCGAAGAAUCACCUCCUUCAUCAGCAGAUUCGAAUUUAUCAGUUCAGUGGAAAAAAGAGCGUCAGGCAGAUGCUGAUGAACAAUGGUUCAAUGAUGAUGAAAAUGAGGUAAACAUUUUAAUUUUUGCUUCGACCUUCUCUUCUAUUCAUGGAAAAGCAGAAUCAAUUAGUCGAAAAUUAAGUGCUGAACCAAAUUUCCCAAGCGUUGUUAAGCGUAAAGGUUUAUCAUUUUUUCUUUUUUAA